Molecule: messenger RNA, 2267 nt
Organism: Syzygium oleosum
Lineage: Eukaryota; Viridiplantae; Streptophyta; Magnoliopsida; Myrtales; Myrtaceae
Product: D-3-phosphoglycerate dehydrogenase 2, chloroplastic-like
Exons: 5
Coding region: 95-2017 (640 amino acids)
Biological process (GO): L-serine biosynthetic process
Molecular function (GO): NAD binding; phosphoglycerate dehydrogenase activity
Source: RefSeq, a predicted model, not a curated record
UCCCAACAAGAUCGUAAGAUCUGAAAUAAACACUAACGACACAAACAAAAAAAAAAAAAAACAGAGAAGCUCUCUGUCUCUCUCUGUUUCUCCAAUGGCCGCCGCUUCUGCUUCUUCUUCCUCCACCAAAUUCAUCUUCCCACCUUCAAUCUCUCCUUCUCCUGCUUCCCAUCAAUCGAAGCCGAAGCUCCUCUCCUUCCUCUCCGCCGCCGCCGCCGCCGCCUCGCCGAUCUCCUUGAAGCUCUCCCGCUCUCGUUGCGGCCACGCCCGCCGCUCUCCGAUCGUUGCCAAUGCUCUCAAAUCCGCCGAAUCGACGGAGACGUCGUCGGCGGCGUCCUCCAAAUCGAGGAGCGGCGCCGAGCCGGGCGGGGCCGGCCCGGCGGACGGGCCGACGAUCCUGGUCUCCGAGAAGCUGGGAGAGGCGGGGCUGGACGUCCUGCGCGGCUACGGGCGGGUGGAGUGCCUGUACGACCUGUCGCCGGAGGAGCUGUGCGCGAAGAUCUCGGACGUGGACGCGCUGAUCGUGCGGAGCGGGACGAAGGUGACGAGGCAGGUGUUCGAGGCGGCCAAGGGGCGGCUGAAGGUGGUGGGCCGGGCCGGGGUCGGGAUCGACAAUGUGGACCUGCAGGCGGCCACCGAGCACGGGUGCCUGGUCGUCAACGCCCCCACCGCGAACACCGUCGCCGCCGCCGAGCACGGCAUCGCCCUCCUCGCGGCCAUGGCCCGCAAUGUGGCCCAGGCCGAUGCCUCCAUCAAAGCGGGAAAAUGGGAGAGAAGCAAGUAUGUUGGUGUCUCUCUGGUUGGAAAGACGUUAGCUGUCAUGGGAUUCGGUAAAGUGGGAUCAGAAGUUGCGAGGCGCGCAAAGGGUCUAGGAAUGACUGUCAUAGCGCACGAUCCGUAUGCGCCAGCUGACAGAGCCCGAGCCAUGGGUGUGGAAUUGGUAUCUUUUGAUCAAGCCAUUGCUACUGCAGACUUCCUUUCUCUCCACAUGCCUCUCACGCCUACUACUUCCAAGAUUUUCAACGACAACACAUUCUCGAAGAUGAAGAAGGGAGUUCGCAUCGUAAAUGUUGCCAGGGGAGGAGUUAUUGAUGAGGAUGCACUAGUCCGGGCUCUUGAUAGCGGAAUAGUUGCUCAGGCAGCACUUGAUGUCUUCACAAAGGAACCCCCACCAACAGACAGCAAGUUGGUGCAACAUCCUAAUGUUACUGUCACACCUCAUCUGGGAGCAAGCACAAAGGAAGCACAGGAAGGUGUUGCUAUUGAGAUUGCAGAGGCCGUUGUUGGAGCAUUGAAUGGAGAACUUGCUGCAACUGCAGUCAAUGCUCCCAUGGUUCCCCCAGAUGUUCUAACAGAAUUGGCUCCUUAUGUGGUGCUAGCUGAGAAGUUGGGUCGGCUAGUUGUGCAGUUAGUGGCAGGAGGGGGAGGAAUUCAAUCUGUUAGGGUUGUCUAUACAUCGGCUCGUGAUACGGAUGAUCUCGACACGAGACUCCUUCGAGCAAUGAUCACAAAGGGCCUCAUCGAGCCGAUAUCGGCCUCUUACAUCAAUCUGGUCAAUGCAGACUACACGGCCAAGCAAAAGGGCCUCCGAAUAGUUGAGGAGCGGGUGAGAGUGGACGCCUCGCCGGAGUCUCCCGUCGACUCAAUUCAAGUGAAGAUAUCCAAUGUGGAAUCUAAAUUCGCCAGUGCAGUCACCGAGAAUGGAGAGAUCAGCAUCGAGGGGAAAGUGAAGGAUGGGAUCCCUCGGCUUACUUGUGUGGGCUCGUUUGGGGUCGAUGUGAGCUUGGAAGGGAACCUUAUCCUGUGCAGGCAAGUUGACCAGCCGGGCAUGAUCGGCCGAGUAGGGAACAUACUCGGCGAACAUAAUGUCAACGUGAGCUUCAUGAGCGUGGGUCGGACCGUGCGUAGGAAACAUGCUAUUAUGGCAAUUGGUGUGGACGAAGAACCAAGUAAGGAGACCCUCAAGAAAAUCGGAGAAGUCCCGGCCAUUGAAGAAUUUGUCUUCCUGAAUCUAUAAUUCAAAUGAUGCUCUCAUGGUGUUGCGGCCAUUCUCCGAUGAAUAAAGCUACCGUGGCGAUAAGCUCUGUUCCUAUCACUGCAGAAGCGGCGGCGGUAGUUGCGUUACCGUGAUUUCUACAGCAUUUCAUGUGUCCCUCCCUAGUCUUAUCGUUCAUCUUCUAGUUUUUAGCAUUACCGGGUUUGAGAGUGUGCCAUGGUCGUUUGUUGUGCCCUUCUUAUAUAAUAUCCAGUAGAACUGUAUUCAUGUU